Molecule: messenger RNA, 327 nt
Organism: Rangifer tarandus platyrhynchus (Svalbard reindeer)
Lineage: Eukaryota; Metazoa; Chordata; Mammalia; Artiodactyla; Cervidae
Source: the annotation of a GenBank genome assembly
AUGACAAUCCAUAAGCCCACCAUGAAUGUGUUAAAAUACAACCACUCUGGUUGUAUACAGCCACUCCCUGGUGGUCUAGUGGUUAGGAUUCCGCACUUUCACUGCAGGGGCCGUGGGUUUGAUCCCUGGUCAGGGGAGUUCCACAUGCCUUGUGGGGUGGCCGGAGCUGGGGGGAUGAUACAUUCUGUGAGAUUCUCGGGAGUUCUAGAAGAUUCUCUUUCCAAUGUUGGCAUUAUUGCCAAGAUUUUCAGAGUGAAAAAGCUUCUCACUUCUUCUUGUCUCUGCAUGUGUCUGGUGUAUAAUAGACACCAAAGAAAUACUUACUGA